Leishmania mexicana MHOM/GT/2001/U1103 is the source of this 1620-nucleotide messenger RNA. RefSeq lists its product as hypothetical. Lineage: Eukaryota; Euglenozoa; Kinetoplastea; Trypanosomatida; Trypanosomatidae. The record is from RefSeq and is a predicted model, not a curated record. Bases 1 to 1620 code for a protein of 539 amino acids. The transcript has a single exon.
AUGCCCAAAGGCCCUCGCACGGCUGAGGUGUCGCGGCGCCUCGUAGACGCCUACGUGACGGCAUUACGCCAGCACCUCCCAACGUACUGCAUUCGUCAGCUCGACAAACUGCCGAGGGCGCAGGAACGCCAGCUUACUCGUCUACGCCAGUCCUACCCCGGCACCCCGGCGGAGCUGCUGUACCUUCUUCAGCGUGUGAACGGAACGUGCUGGGAGACGCUGCACGCCCCGCCGGGCUCCGUGCCACCGUCGGCUGCUGCGGCGCAGCCGCAUUCGACGUCGGCGAGUGCGAUGGUGACUAUGUCCGCAGGGGAAAGCGGUAGUGUGGCAUCCACCACGUCUACCGCCACCACCACGACAGCAAGGCCGGCGGCAGCCGGCGCGUCGCCUACGGCGCCGACCUACAAGACGGCCGCGAAGAGCUCCACCAAGGCGACGGCUGCUGCUGCGAUGGCCUCCGAGGCGGCAGCCUUUAUAAAGUCACAGAUCGCCAAGAAGGUGCACACAAUGGCCGGGCCGCGGCAGCGUCGCCCGCUCCCGCAUUUUGUCGCUCUGCCCAUCCUCGGCUCCACAUACACGAGCUGCCCAUACUACCUCAAGUCGGUGGAGCAGAUGCUGGUGGCAGAGCAGCAGUUCCCGCCGCCUCCUGCUACGCUGCCCGAUGAAAGCGAGGGGUGGGCCCCCCCAACGGCAGCCGCUGCAACCCAAUCGUCGUCGCCACCGCCUUCUUCCACACCAAAGCCGUCUUCGCCGGCGUCCACCGCCACCGCAGACGGGGGGUUGCGUGACGCUGCGUGUGUGACAGCGCAGUGCAGUGGCGAGGGCGGUGCAGCGGGCGACGCGCCACCGUCUGCCGCGAGCUGUGUUACGCCCAAAGCGCACUCCAUCGCUUCCGUGUACUCGGGGUACAAGAUUAUUUACGGCGCUCCUCCGCCGCCGCCGCCAUCGUCGCUCCACGCCGGCAGCGCGUUGAACGCAGGAGCAUCGUAUGGCGCCCCUGCUGGCGAUGCAAAGACAUCCUUUGCGACGACGCCGACGCCGUUCAGCGAGGAGCCGUGUGUUGUCUAUGUGGACCCUCGCAUCGAUAUCCACGCCAGCUUUCACCAGUGGCUCGUGUUUGCUGACAGCGUGCAACCGCACGUGCGGGGCUCAGCCCCGAUAAUCCCAGAUGCUGAUCCUGCCAAGAUGACAGCGGCUGCUGCGACGAGGAAUACAGCGGACAGCUCAGGGUUCGCUCCUGCGCGGACCCCGUCCCAUGCACGUACGCCGCCGUCACCGCCGAAACACUUUGCUACCUCGCGACUCUACAUCGACUUCAAGCCUGCCGAGCUUCACGGUGGCGUGUAUGGGCAGGUGAUCCAGUUCGUGCAUGGGAAUCCGGACAGCUUCUCCGUCGUGGCAAGCGACUUCGGGGAGUACUUGAAGUACAUUAUGACGGAGGAGUACGGCUUCACAGAGGAACUCGAGGAGGACGACGAUGAUGAGGGUGUCCUUGUGCCGGAAGAAAACCACGACACGCCGCCUCUGACGGGGCCAACCCCACCCAUCAUCACAUCCGCUGACGGUCGCCCACUAACGUCACCGACUUCAUCGUUGGCAGACGUGCAGAAGAAGCGGUAG